This is a messenger RNA of Acytostelium subglobosum LB1, 1293 nucleotides long. RefSeq lists its product as hypothetical. Gene Ontology annotation, biological process: transmembrane transport. The coding region runs from base 1 to 1293 and encodes 430 amino acids. Gene Ontology annotation, molecular function: transmembrane transporter activity. Gene Ontology annotation, cellular component: lysosomal membrane. The record is from RefSeq and is a predicted model, not a curated record. Lineage: Eukaryota; Evosea; Eumycetozoa; Acytosteliales; Acytosteliaceae. The transcript has 3 exons.
AUGGCAGUUAGUGUUGCCGCUUAUUACACUGGUUGUGCUGUUGGACAGAAGGCAUUCACGAGGAUGUCAGAGCGUAGUCAAGAUCAUUGGUCACAUGUUUGUAUUGCUGCUGGACUAUGUCUGUUGGGCGAUCUCCUCUAUGCAUCAUAUCCCAAACAGAUAGUUAUUGUAACAGGUCGAUUCAUAGCAGGUGUUGGAUCAGGCAAUAUGGUCGGCCUGCAAUGCAUCCUCGUUCAGAACAAUGACAAGGCGACUCGUAUGAGUAGGCUGGCAUGGAUAUCAAACUCAGUGUCAUUGGCGCAUAUUGUCGGACCUGCUUUGAUUGCCCUGUUGUCCAACUUCCAGAUGGACAAGACAUUCAAUGUGUCUGAAGACUAUGGCACCAUAUCAUUCUAUGGUUGGAUGGCUGCAUUCUUCUCAUUGGCUUCACUCAUCCUUGGCAUUGCCGGCAAGUCACUCGACAGAAACAAAGGUCCAAACCUUGAUCGACCCAUUUCAAACAAUGAGAAUGAGAUGUAUCCCUCAGAGUCUCCGGUGAGCACGGGUCAGUAUAGGAACUACUUCAAACAACAGUCUUGUAUACUGUCGCCGAGGAUCACAUUGUAUGCUCUAUGCUUUGUCCACUUCUUGUUGUAUAAUAUUGGAAUGAUUAUGGAGACAAUGUUCAUACCUUAUAUCAUUGACACUGGAGGAUAUAGUGCCUACAAUUGGACAUUGACACAGAUAUCCUUGUUCUUCAUUGGCGUUGGCGUAGCAAGUGCCGUCUCCUCAUACUUUUCACGACGUGUGGACAAUAGAUACUUGUUACUCGUUGGAUCAUUGGCCACUGUAUUCAUUGGCUUUGCAUUAAUGACUACAUGGACCUUUGUUAAAUAUGAAACCGUACCAGAAUCACCAUCUCCCAACAUUGUCCGAUUCAUGCUCGGUGUUAUCCUUGUCUGCAUUGGCUUCCCAGUAUCAGUUAGCAGUUCAAUAUCAUUAUUCUUUGAGAUAAUGUCAACUGUUCACAUUCAAAAUGCAUCUUCUAUAUUCAUUAUGGCCAGUAGCUUUGGAAGACUACUUGGGCCUUUAUGGGCAACAUUGAUAUUCGAUAAGAUUGGACCAAACUAUGACUUCUUCUUUGGCGCAGCGGUCAGUAUUGGAACCUUGAUCAUACUGUUGUCACUGGGACGAUCGGUCACCGACCUUACGGUACGCAGCGGAAACUCUUCCUACUCCAACUCACAAAAGGAAACCUUGAUGAUGGAUGCCAUCAUGGAGGAAGGCGAGGUGCAUCUACACGAAGAUGUAUAA